This is a messenger RNA of Lotus japonicus, 2739 nucleotides long. RefSeq lists its product as uncharacterized. The record is from RefSeq and is a predicted model, not a curated record. The transcript has a single exon. Bases 1 to 2739 code for a protein of 912 amino acids. Lineage: Eukaryota; Viridiplantae; Streptophyta; Magnoliopsida; Fabales; Fabaceae.
AUGGCAAUUACCAGAAAAUCAAAGGCAGUGGUUGAAGCAUCCUCACAACCCACUCAAGAUGGCCUUCAGAAGCAAAAACUCGAAGAAGCCCAGAAGAUUCUGGCAACUGAGAAUGUAGUUACAUGCACCAAGAGGUUUGAUGAACUAGUCGUUUACCACGAAUCAAGAGUCGACUUUGAAAGCUUGGCUGCUCAUGGGUUCGACAUCCGUGCCCAAGUUGAAAAGCAAGGAUGGUCAAGCUACUUCGAAAGGCUAAAUGGUCCUGUCUAUUCCAAGUUGGUGGUAGAAUUCUGGAAACAUGCGGUUUGCAACGAUUACUAUGUUGUCUCCCAUGUUCUGAACAGGAAAAUAAUCAUAUCUGAGGAGUCAAUCGCUAAGUUGCUGGGCAUGGAAUUUCAGCAGGGCAGAAGAAUCAAGAAUGUAGAGGCAAAUCUCCCUGGGAUGAGAAGUGUGGUCAACAAAGUGAUUUACAACAAUUGGUCUCUGGAGAAGACCAAAUACAACAUCAAAGAUCUCAAAUCUGAAAUGAAGAUCUGGCAGAAGAUCUUUAUCUAUUGUAUCCAUCCCAGAACCGGUGGAACUGAUUACUUAAAUGCAACUCAGAAGGUAAUCAUGGAACAUAUUUCCAAUUAUAAACCUGUAUGCUUGCCAUUCCUGCUCUUUAACUAUUUGAAGGACUGUGUGAAGAAAUCAAGAACUAUUGCAUCUGACAACAAAAGGCUGAUUUCCUACAUUCCUUAUGGAAGACUGCUUUCUGACAUUUUCACUCAGAAUCAACUUGUGAAGACACUCACUGAACUAAAUCUUCAUGAUGAUCUGACCAUGACCAUUGGAGAUUCUCUCAAUGCAACCAAGUUGAAGAAAAUGCAGAUUGUCAAGACCAUUAAGAAGGAACCAAUGGAGGACACCUCUGAGCAAGUGCGUCAGAGGAACUACCCUGUAGAUGAUUUCCCCUUAUGGUCUAAGAAGGAUAAUCCUGAGAGUAUUAUGGAAUACGUCAGGAUGCUCAGGAGUGAAGGGGAUACCAUUACCUUUGAUGAAUUUGUUGAGAAGCUUCCUGAUAGCUCUCCGGAUCUGUCUGCCAGAUACUCAAGGAAAGCAACAAGCAGCAAGACAUCAGAUCCCAAAGGGAAAGGGAUUUUGAUUGAAGAAUCCAAGAGAAAAAGGGUUGCUUCUAAAUCAGUGGUUAUUAGGGAACCGAUUCCUGAAGCCUCACCUUCUCCUGAAAUCUCUCCUGAAAGAAUUGCUGAGGAAUCCUCCACAACAUCUGACUCUGAAAGCACUGAGGAUUCAAUGGAAGAAUUCAUGAAUGAAGAAACUGAGAAUGGUAAUGUUCCUGUGGCCAAGAGGAUAAAAGUUGUAUUUGAUGAGGAAUCUGAACAAGACAUCAGGGAGUCUUAUGCUUUGGAGCAGACUUCUGAAAUUGCUUCAGAUGCUAGAAGGGAAAGGAGAUCCAAGCAUGCCUCUGACCCUGCAAGGGAUCUCACCAGUUCAACCUCACUCAGAAAUAAUGCUAAGGUAACCACUAAAAGUACCAAUCUUGAUUCUGCCUUAGUGAUUAUGCCUGAUCAGCCCAUUCCCUUAUCCACCUCAAUGCCUACGCAAACACAAACUGCCCCCACUAAAUCACAUUCUCAACCUCAAACACAAGCCACCACUGUUCCAGUCUUCAACUCGUUCAUUCAAGGUAUUGCCCAGAAUGAGGCUACCUUAAAGAAACUGGUUGAUCAAUUCUCAACCAAGCCCCUAUCAACCUCUGAAACCAUAAUCUUAACCCUUACUGGUGAAGUACCUACAGAGGAAGAAGCUAUUGAAGAAGAUGAUGUUCAGAUUCUCAGGCCUCCAUAUGAUGUGCAACCUCUUAGGCAAGUAGCAUCUAACAUUGAGGAUCAGAUUCCAGAUGCAGUUGGAGAAUCCUCUACUUCAAGGCAAAGCCAAGUGCCACUCUCUGAACACCUGGAUGAAACUGUUCAAUCAGAAGCUGAGAUGCCUCUAGUGAAUGCUUCAGAACAACAAAUUGCUGGAAGCUCAAGCACUUCAGGACCAGAUGCAGUCAAUCCUGAGCCCACUCUGACACUGGCAACCUCAGUCAGACCUCAGGACCUCAUGCAACUCAUUAAGGAGUUCUCUGAAGAAGCUACCAGAAGACUACAAUGGUUAUAUCAGGUAACAGACAAUCAGCUUAAUGCUUCUUUUGUUGAAAAUUUAUGGACUGCUUUUGAAUAUUGGUCAGAAGAGCAAGCCCUUGAGUUUCAGAGGCUGCUAGGGACUGAAAAGCGCCUCAGGGUUCAUGAUGCUAAUGCUAGAGCACAUGAGCAGAGAGUAAGAUUGCUGCGUAUGGUGUGUGAGCCAAUCAGAAGGGCCAUGGCUGAAAGAGCACCCAUUGUCUCUGAGCGUACCUCAGAAGAUGCUGAAAUGGCUUCAGCAGAGGUUGCAGAGGACGGCUCUGAAGGAAUAGUAAUCUUGGAAGAAUCAGAUGAAAAUGUUGUUGAGAAGCCAGUGCAAACUAAAGAGACAGAAGUUCCUACUUCUGAUCAAACUUCAGAAGUUCCUACUUCUGAACCAAUCUCAGAACCUUCUCCACUUCCAGAUGCUGCUGCUAUUGCUGCUCGUUUGAACAGAUUAGAAGAAAAUCAGCAAAGAAUGGUCCAGAUAGUUGAGCAACAAGGCAUUACUCAGACUGAGCAAGGACAGAGAAUAGAAUCCCUCAUGAAACUUCUGCUUGAGAAGCUUCAUUAA